UCACUUUUAAAAGAGAUAAGAUGGGGUCCCGAGGGAUACCCUGGUCCCUGGCUGAUCAGGCGGGUUUAGUAGUUCUAGAUCUACUCUAUAAGAAAGCGUAUUCUCUAGAAUAUGAUUACAUGGUGGUCCUCCUGGAGGGUCUACCACACGAUGCUCAAACAUUUGAAGAUAAUCUUAAUCUGUCAGACUUCGACCCUGCCGAGGUCAUUCUCAAGUACUCGGCUAAACUAGAAGAGUAUAAGACUGAAAUAGGGAAGAAAAGAAAGGAAUCAGGCAACAAGAAACACAAACUAUUUAAUCCGGACAGCUUACACAAUUACGCAUUUCCUACCGUCUUGAGUAGAGAGCAUCCUAUCCCUGACGGUGUAGAUCGAGACGAAUAUAUUAAAUACAGGAAGUGUUUGUAUUUUGACGGGAUUAGGCAAACUAGAGAAGAACUGGUUUCUCUCCUUAGUCCUCCCGCCAUAGAUCAUCUACACCAGCUCCUGGUCAGUAUAUACAGGAGAAACAAGGAACCAGUGGAGAAGGGGGUGUUCACACUGCAAUCCAUACUCAUGACAGAGUUCACAUCAUCCUUCCUCAUCACAUCAGAAACCUUUUACAAUAAUUAUAAACAGAUUGGUGGGAUAGGUUUCAGAAAUAUUGAUACUAGGAUGGGACCUACUAUAAUUAGGUCCUGUCUCCAGGAUGGACGAAAACUAACCAACCUGGCGCUGGAGAGCGUGUGUACGGAUUCCCUACUGGAGGUGGUGGGUCAAGUAGCAACCAAUCUCAAGUACCUGAAUAUAAACCACAGCUUGGUUACUGAUAAAGGAUUAAUCGACUUGGUCGGGAUAAAGCUUGGUUCUACCGGAGUAAGACCUAAGCUAGACCGAACCUGUAAACCAAAGAAUUUCCCAGUAGAGAAAAUUGUUAAGAAUACAACUCCGCGUUGGAUCAAGAUUCCGGGGAAAGGUGCGGUGAACCUAGUUCACAUCGAGGCGAGCAAGUUAAACAGAAUUCAAUGGCCGACAGAACACUGCUCAUACACUGAAUAUAUAAAUGUUCCUGUGGAUUCAGGAUUCGUAGCUCUUCUUACCUACCUUCCUAAACUGAGAGUUUUCAUGACUGAAGUAGGCGGUAAGACUGUUCAAGCCUAUAUCCGAGGACGACAGAACAGAAAGAAGUAUAAGACUGAACCCCUACAGCUUGAAGUAUUGUCUGAGACCCGACCCACCACGGCAAUCCUCGACUGUUUGGCGGAAUAUUGUCCAAACUUGACGGAAUUGCAUGUGGAUUGGUCGGAAUCGUUUGGGCAGCCCAUGUCUACUCGGGAAAAAUGGAUUCCCAACCUUGGAAAGAUCUCUAAACUAUCACACCUGAGAAGCUUAAAUGUUGAUUUUCCAAGCAACAACCUACGUGAUACUCUGCCUGUUAUUGGAGCUAACCUAGUCAGUCUUCAUCUACAGGAUAUUAUGACUUUCCGAUACAGCUUAAUAAAACAAAUCAAAGAGAAUUGUUUAAACCUGGAGAAGUUCUGUUUUAUGAUGACGAGCAAUAACUUACUCGGAACCGGAGCUCAUAUAAUAGUAGAUAAGGACGUAGAUCUGAGGUUGGAGAACUGCUCUAGGACUAAUCCCAAGAGACUGUUUUCCAAGUUGAAAGAAUUACAUCUGGUUGGACCUCUAGGUUGUGAUUUCGUCCGGUAUACGCUCCACGGUUGUAAUCAUCUCACUUCUCUCACACUGGGUAUAGAGUGGCCAGACAUAACACUCUGCAACGUACGUCCAAUCUCUAGUAAGGAUCUCCUUGGUGAAGAAUUUUUAAAUGAAGUGCGCGGGGUAAACAGUCUUUCGGAACUAGAGCAGAUACAUUUCUUUGCUCAGCACAAGCGGGGCACCACCUGGUUGACAAAGGAUUUUGCCAUGUUUGUGGCCUCGGAAUUCAAGAAUCUAAAGCAUUUUGGAACUUUCAAGUUCUGGAACUUACGUCAUUUCGAUAUUCAGAGCCUUAUCAAGUCGAUUAGACAGAUCAACAAAACCAUCACGUUCGACGAGGAUUUUAGCGAGGGAAGAAGAGAUUGGAUGAAUGGGUUUAUGAAGGAUGACGAGGUAAGGUUACGCAAGAAACCUCCCCAGGAUAUGAGUAAGCUUGCUUGCAGCUGGAUACCUUUGAGGCAGGGUGGAAAUACUCUCAGUAUACUGGAUGAGGUAACUGAUAUGUUGGUUGUACCUGGAAUUAUCUGGGGAGAGAAUGAUGAAGAUGAUGAAGAGGAUGAUGAUGAUGAUGAUCUUGAGAAUGAGGAGAAUUCAGACGACGAAUCUUCUGACUUCUCCGACAAUGAGAACUUCGUCGUGGAGAAUUUUGGUCUGGGAGGAAUCCAGGAUCCUUUCUGUGUUAUCCAGUGAUAAAUAUCUUGUCAGCAUUAUUUUCUAUCUUGUCAUAUAUUCACAGAAUUUUUACAUUUCUUUUCUAAUUUCAUGUAUUUUCAGA
Messenger RNA from Eurytemora carolleeae, 2472 nucleotides. RefSeq names its product nucleoporin Nup37 (gene Nup37). The transcript is spliced from 5 exons. The record is from RefSeq and is a predicted model, not a curated record. Gene Ontology annotation, cellular component: nuclear pore outer ring. Lineage: Eukaryota; Metazoa; Arthropoda; Copepoda; Calanoida; Temoridae. Gene Ontology annotation, molecular function: protein binding. The coding region runs from base 21 to 2387 and encodes 788 amino acids.